Molecule: messenger RNA, 13184 nt
Organism: Myxozyma melibiosi
Lineage: Eukaryota; Fungi; Ascomycota; Lipomycetes; Lipomycetales; Lipomycetaceae
Product: dynein heavy chain, N-terminal region 1-domain-containing protein
Exons: 12
Coding region: 154-12975 (4273 amino acids)
Biological process (GO): nuclear migration; mitotic spindle organization; microtubule-based movement
Cellular component (GO): cytoplasmic dynein complex; cell cortex; cytoplasmic microtubule
Molecular function (GO): ATP binding; dynein light intermediate chain binding; ATP hydrolysis activity
Source: RefSeq, a predicted model, not a curated record
UACGCUGUUCUCACUCAUUUGGCCAAACAUAGGUUGCACCUCCAAACACUUCAACAUUCUUACCAACUAUACAUUCGAAGAAUAUUAGUCUGCGUUGAUAUGUUUGUUUGAGGAUCUUUGUUUUAAAAUCACACUUUGAGCUUUCCGAGGAAGAUGGAGCCGAUGGAAUCCACUGCCCUGACUCCGACGCGACCGUCCAAGAACGGCAACACGGAUACUAACCUCAGUUAUGAUACAGAUAUACUAAUCUCGUACUUUCGCAAUGUAUGCCAGGUACUUUUAGGCGCAGCGACUAGUGAUCUAGAUAGGACAAUCUUCUCCGAUACAAGUAAUGCUGUCACGCAGCUUGCAACUUUUGCAGGGGACGUGAAUAUUGCGGUACUGUUUGUUGAGAAGAGUCGAGUUGAAGAUGAUAUCAGUGACCUCGAAUAUACGUACACUCUGAGUCCGAUGAUUUCUCCGACGAAGGACACCAUCUCGCUGAUUGCAGUGAUAAAACGGGCGUCCCAGCUUGACGUGUCAAUUUCUAUGGAGUCUCAGCUGCAGGUUGUCAAUCUGCCGAACGUUCUCUCCGAAGCGGCGUUGAAGCAGAAAGCGAACGACGAAAUGCAAAUCUCUGGUACCGCAGGAACGCCAUACGAUGUCCUUUACUCACUAGUACAUCUCGCUCUUGUGCCUUUCUUUGAUGCUUUUACGAGAGGUAAAGGGUCGAUUCUUGGUACCAAUGAGAAUGAAGCGAGAGCUGCGGACGCCAAAACUGGCAUUCCGGCGACCAAGAAAAGACUCACAGAACUUGAGCUGUCUUUACUUCAUCUGCAGCAGAAUAUCGAGAUUCCUCAGCUGACGCUCACUUUCCAUCCUGCGAUUCAACAAGUUCUGGACAAGGCUACCAAGCUAGAUACCACGCCUACUCUUGAUUUCUUUUCGCCAGAGCUGUUAAAUGAUGCCAAGUUUCUGAAUCAAGUGCAAGCAAACGUCAACUCUUGGAUUAAGUCAAUUCAGUCCAUUACCAAGUUGACACGCGACCCCUCUAUUGGAUCCGCAACCCAGGAGAUCAACUUUUGGAUCUCGCUGGAGUCAGUACUUGAGGAUAUUGAUCGCCAGUUACAGAUGGAUGGUGUGACGCUUACUAUGGAAGUUCUGAAGCAUGGAAAGCGGUUCAUUGUCACAACAAGUUUUCUAGCAGACACUGGGCUGAAGGAAUCUUUGGAACUGGUAAAGAAGUAUAAUCUGCUGAUGCACGAGUUUCCCAUUGACGAGCUUUUAUCUGCUUCAACUUUGCAGAAACUGAAAGAGGCGGUUGUUCACGUUUUCAACCAUCUGAACAGGCGGAUCAAGAUUUCACCGUACCCAAUCCAUAGAGCGCUGCAUUUAGUUGAAGCAAUUUCUGGAGAUUUGGAUGCCCGCUUCCACGCACUGUUAAGUGGUAGGAGACUUAUGCAUCUUGAAUAUCCAGACUUCCAGAAGAUCGUAUCAGUUGCUGAAGAUGUGUUUGCGGCAUGGGACUAUCAGAUCAAAGAGUUCACCAACGUUGCGCGAGAGGUCACGCGCAAGCGUCUUGAGAAAUUCAUUCCAAUUCGUAUCACAGCACGUCACAAUGCUACGCAGGAGCGACUUCAGUACCUAAAGUCGUUCCGUCAGGCCCACGAGAAGCUUCAGUCAACCGUGGCCACGGUUUUGGGUGGAUCCAAAGAGGGAUCCAGCGAGGAUACCGAUGACGUUGUGCAGGAUUUGGUUGAAGCGUAUUCCGCACUUCGGGACGUUGACGUCUUGGACGUCUCUCCGGAAGGAUCUGAUAUCUGGGCGUCGGCCGAAUCAGCAUACAAUGAGCGCACCUCACGAAUUGAAGACUCGAUCAUCAUCAAGCUACGAGACCAUCUUGCGAACGCAAAGACCGCAAACGAGAUGUUUAUUGUGUUUUCGCGCUUCAAUGCACUCUUCAUUCGCAAUAAAAUUCGUGCAGCAGUUCAGGAGUAUCAGACGCAGCUGAUUGACAGUGUCAAAUCCGACAUUGAAGCCCUUCAUGACAGGUUUAUUGCGCAGUACCCAAAUUCCGGAAAUUAUCAGAUGGCAAAGCUUCGUGAUAUCCCUCCUGUCGCAGGAGCAAUUAUCUGGGUUCGCCAGAUUGAGCGACAGCUGAACCUUUAUAUGAAACGAGUGGAGGAUGUUUUGGGUAGCGGCUGGGGCCUCUAUGCGGAAGGUGAAAAACUGCAGAACGAGAGCAACACAUUCAGGAAGAAGCUGGAUGCGAAAGGAAUAUUUGAUGCGUGGCUGCGCGAUGUCACGGAGCGCCAUAUUGCAGUCAAAGGAAGACUAUUUAGCAUCACAAGAUCUCGAUCAACUGGUACUACGCGCCUAGAGAUCACCACAAAUUUUGAUCCGCAGAUCAUCGCUCUUUUCAAAGAAGUGCGCAAUCUGACAUACCUGAAGUUCCAAAUUCCUCAUGCGAUCAACAGUGUAUCGAAAGAUGCGAAAAGAGUAUAUCCUCAUGCCAUGAGUAUGACCAACUCAUUGCGCAUAUUUUCAGAUGUGACACUGAUUAUCGAAGAGCUUGGCGCCGCGUCUGCGCUGAUGAAUGAGUAUCAAAACGCCGUCCAAAGCCUUAUUCUCACAGGCAAGAAACUGGAUUGGCAAUUGUUUGCUCACGCUUACGACGUUGGCGUGGUACCGUCAUAUGUUGCUGGUGAUGACUCUACGUCGGUGGUACACGAGAGUCCUCAAAUUCAGUUUGCUAGAAAUCUCACCAACUCAAUAUCAGUUCUUGAGCGAAAGGCGUUUCUUCUUUCUGCGGCUGUGAAUUCGAUCGGAGAGAACCUGCAGGCUCUUCGUGACUGCGCAUACUCGGCGACUGACUUUACUGCUUUGAUUGAAAACAUUCAGAGUGCUAUCGACAAGCUCAAUCUCGAGAGUUUCGCCAAUUUGACAUUUUGGGUCGAUCAGCUCAACACAGAGAUUUACUCCAUCCUUCUUGCUCGGCUUCGGGAGGCUAUCUCUCAAUGGAUCGCCCACUUUCAUGGGGACCACAAAAGUACUGAGUCUGAUCGUGUGAUUACAAUUGAGAUAGUCAUCAAAGACCAAGCGAUUGCUUUACAGCCACCCCUCGAACAUGCCAGGGCGAUAUGGUUUGGUGAUUUCCAAGCAUGCCUCGUUACACUAUGUCAGUUGAAGAGGAUUGACUCGGCCCGCUAUGAACUCACGUUGGACCAGAAUAUGACAUUCGGGAAGCCAGAAACCGAGCCUCUCACGUUUAGCGAUCUGCCUACAUUAGCAGCUGCGGAUAUUGAACCGGUCUAUAACGCGAUUGAAGAAAAGCUGGCUGAUGUUAGCACCUAUACGGCGAAAUGGUACCAAUUUCAGUCUCUGUGGAACCUACAGCCGGAGAGUGUCUUUAGAAUGCUAGGCGACGACUUGACUAAGUGGAUUGAUGUUCUUCAAGAUAUCAGGAAAGUCCGGUCAACCUUCGACACAGCCGUUUCAUCCUACGAUUUUGGCAAUAUAAUUGUCGACUAUGAACAAGUUCAGUCGAGAAUUAAUGCUAAAUAUGAUGGCUGGCAGCACGAUAUUCUGAUGAGAUUUGCGGAGAUACUGCAAAGCGAUAUUGAAAGGACUCAUAAGGAUCUUGAUGACACGCGCAGGGAGCUUGAAAUUCAAACACUGGACAUGUUAUCAACGAAGAGAGCCAUCGCGUUUGUGACUAUUGUGCAGCGCGCUAAGGCGAAGAGUGGGGAAUGGGCGGAGAGCCACAAGAAAUACCGGAUGGGUCAGAUGGCUCUUCAAAAGAACAGAUUCAGAUUCCCUUUUGACUGGAUCUUUGUCGAGCAAAUCAGCGGAGAGAUGGCCGCUGUCAGCGAGAUUUUAUCGGUGAAGGACAGGACAGUGAUGGAGAACAUCGAUUCUCUACGGUCGAAGGUGACGUCUGAGCAUAAACUCCUGAAUGAUCAAGUGGCACGCACUGUGUCUGAGUGGAAUUCAGAGAAGCCCGUUGCUGGAAAUAUUUCUCCUGAUGUGGCCUUUGCGAGCUUAGAGAAAUUUGACCGGCGGAUCACUGCACUGAAAGCUGAGCAAGACUUGAUAUUGCGCGCCAAUGAUGCUCUUGAACUCGAUCUUCGCGCUCUCGACACCAUAGAGUCGUCGCUUCAAGAAGUACAGGACUUCAAAACUGUCUGGUCCGCGUUGAGCUCCGUAUGGGCGUCCUUGAAUGAAUUGCGCGAUACCCCUUGGCUGAGUGUUGUCGGUCGACGAGUGAAAACGACUAUUGAGGAACUAAUCGCUACCACGAAGGAAAUGCCCAGUCGCAUGCGCCAGUACGCUUCGUUUGAGUAUGUCCAGGGUGUUUUGCGGCAGUAUCUCAAGGGCAGUUCAAUUUUGAUCGAUUUGAAAUCGGAGGUCAUGAAAGUACGGCACUGGGAGCAUCUUUACCGCACUUUGGCACCCAAAGAGACUUUGGCCCUCGGAUCGUUGACUCUAGGAGAUGUUUGGGAUUUGAAUUUGACGAAAAAUGAAAAUCUCAUUCGUGAUAUACUCACUCAAGCAAGGGGUGAAGCCGCUCUUGAGGACUUUUUAAAACAGAUUCGCGACGUUUGGUCAAGCUACGAUCUAGAUUUAGCCAAUUAUCAGGACAAGUGCCGGCUGAUUCGUGGCUGGGAUGCGCUUUUUGACCAAUGCACCGAUCAUAUGAACUCACUUGCUGCUAUGCAUCAUUCGCCAUAUUUCAAGCAGUUUGAAGAAGAGGCGCUGGCAUGGGAAGAAAAGCUGAGUCGCAUCAACCUUCUGUUUGAUAGCUGGAUCGAGGUUCAGCGCAAAUGGGUUUAUCUUGAAGGUGUCUUCAGUGACAAUGCCGAGAUCAAGAAUUUGCUUCCUGUCGAGUCAUCCAGAUUUCAAAAUGUCAACUCGGAGUUCUUUGCCUUGAUGCGGAAAGUGUCGAAGAACCCAAACGUUCUUCACGUGCUGAAUAUCCCUGGAACUUCGACCUCAUUAAGCCGUCUCGCUGAUAUGCUGACUCGCGUACAGAAGGCCCUUGGGGAGUACCUUGAGCGCGAGCGGAUGCUUUUUCCGCGUUACUACUUUGUCGGUGAUGAAGAUUUAUUGGAAAUUAUCGGUAACUCGAAGGACACAGUCCGUAUCCAGAAGCAUUUCAAGAAGAUGUUUGCGGGUAUCUCGGACUUGGUCGUCGAUAGCCAGAAUUCCACGAUCUCUGGCUUUUCAUCUAAAGAGGGUGAGACUGUCAUGCUGAAAGAGCCGAUAUCUCUGAUUAAAAAUCCCAAGGUCAAUGAGUGGUUACGCUCACUGGAGGAAGCAAUGCGCGAGACACUGGCAACUUUGCUUGUAGAUGCAAUCGAAGAUUUUCGAGCCGUGUUCAGGCUAAGUACACUAACUGCUGAGCAGUUCACUUCUUGGGUGCAGAGAUAUCCUGCUCAGGUUGUCAUUCUUGCUUCACAAAUUGUAUGGACUUCAGAGGUGGAUAAUUGCUUGUUGUCUGGAGGAGGCUUAUCUGAGAUUGGCGAUCACGAAAAUCUUUUGCUGGAGUUGCUGGCAGGCAUCGUACUGCAAGAACUGGACCGCAUUGACCGGAAAAAGUGUGAGGGUCUUAUCACUGAACUCGUCCAUCAGCGCAACGUUGUUGAGAAGUUGGUUUCCGAGGGCGCAAAGUCUAAGAGUGACUAUGCUUGGCUUGCAACCAUGACAUUCAGAUACUCUGAGGAGCAAGAGGAUGUGAAGAAACGGGUGACUGUUCAUAUGGGCUCUGCACAGUUUGAAUAUGGCUUUGAAUAUCUCGGCGUAGGAGAUAGGCUUGUUCAGACACCUCUUACAGAUAAGUGCUUUUUGGCUUUAAUGGGAGCCCUGGAGCAGAAUUUUGGUGGCUCGCCUUUUGGACCAGCAGGUACUGGUAAGACGGAAACCGUGAAGGCACUCGGCUCACAACUUGGUCGAUUCGUGCUUGUUUUCAAUUGCGACGACACUUUCAAUUUUGAGGCUAUGGGACGAAUUUUCCUCGGCAUCUGCCAAGUUGGUGCCUGGGGAUGUUUCGAUGAGUUUAAUAGAUUGGAGGAAAGGAUUCUUAGUGCUAUAUCGUCACAGAUACAAGCUAUCCAGCUAGGACUGCAGAAGGCGAAGUCCAGCCAGCAAGAUACAGUUGAGAUAUUGGGGAAAGAAUUCGUGAUCAAUCAAGACACAGGUAUCUUCAUCACUAUGAAUCCGGGAUAUUCUGGGCGCUCCAACCUGCCUGACAACCUCAAGAAGCUGUUCCGCAGUGUCUCAAUGUCUCGACCAGACAAAGAGCUUAUCACCGAGGUUGUUUUGUACACUCAAGGCUUUGUGGAAGCGAAGGAUCUUGCUGUUAAGAUUGUACCGUUUUUCAAUCUUCUUGCAAAGCGUCUCACGAAGCAACCUCAUUAUGAUUUUGGGCUGCGAGCGCUGAAGAGCGUUCUUGCCUCCUCUGGUGAGCUGAAGCGACGCCAGGCUCUUCUUGAUGGAGAGACAGAUAGCACUACGGAGAGUGAGGUCAUUAUACAGAGCAUACAUGAGACCAUUGCUCCCAAGUUAUUGGAGGACGACGCGCUUGAACUGACAAGGAUCGAGCAAGAAGUAUUCCCAGGAGUUGAAUAUAAACCGGAGGUGCUGCAAGAGAUUCAGGAGCAGAUUGUGAAGCUAGCAGUUGAGGAUGGUCUUGUCGUGAGCGACGCGUGGCUGGUUAAAGCUUUGCAGCUGUACCAGAUCCAAAAUAUCCAUCAUGGGAUUAUGCUUGUUGGAAACUCUGGCUCUGGAAAAUCUGCUAUAUGGAAAACUCUCCUACGUGCGAUGCAGGCUACUACUGGCAUGGACAGCGCCUUCUACAUCAUUGAUGCGAAGGUGAUGUCGAAGGAAAAGCUGUACGGUAGUCUCGAUAGUACCACCCGGGAAUGGACAGAUGGACUGUUUACUAGCAUUUUGCGGAAGAUAAACGACAAUUUAAGGGGUGAGAGCACGAAGAGACAUUGGAUUGUUUUUGAUGGGGACGUCGAUCCAGAAUGGGUAGAGAACUUGAACAGUGUACUUGACGACAAUCGGAUUCUUACUCUGCCUAAUGGUGAACGACUUGCAUUACUGCCGAACAUCAGAAUCCUGUUUGAGGUGGAGAAUCUGCGGCACGCCACUCUUGCAACGGUCAGCCGAUGUGGUAUGGUAUGGCUGGGAGCUGAUACAGUGUCCACAAGUAUGAUGGCAAGAGCUUACAUCCACCGACUUCGAAAGCUCUCACCCGAUGAUUCAGACAGUGUUGACUUCACUUCCCUUGCUGAUAAUGAUAAGCUGCUAAAUCAGAUUGUUAAUUACGUCGAGUUGCUUCUCGUCAAUCGAGGAUCAUGGCUCAACGACAGUCUAGCCGAAGUUUUUAAGUACAGCCAUAUCAUGGAGUUCAGUACCACCAGGGCGCUCCAAACGCUUCUUUCUCUGACUACUGCGGCUGUGUAUCAGAUAGUGGAGUACGAUUCGAGGCACCCUGAUUUCCCUCUUGGUGACAAUCAGCGAGAGACGUACUUACUGCAGAAGUUGCUAUUGAAUACCAUUUGGAGUUUUGCUGGUGACUGUCCUCUGCAGGAGCGUGAGCAGUAUGGAGUGUUUGUUACUCAGCUUGACAUCUUUACCAGUCUGGAACUGCCUGCUGGUGGAUCUAUCAUAGACUACGACACAUCGUUACCGCUGGCUAACUGGGUACCAUGGCUGUCGUCGGUUCCCCAGAUGGAUCUUGAUCCACAUAUGGUUACUGAGACUGAUAUUGUUAUUCCCACUAUCGAUACUCUGCGUCAUGAAUCCCUACUACAUGCUUGCCUCCAGCAGCAACGUCCAAUGAUUCUCUGUGGACCGCCAGGCUCUGGAAAGACGAUGAGCUUAUUCAAUACUCUGCGAACGUUUGCUAAUGUGGACACGGCUGCGCUCAACUUUUCCAGCUCCACAACUCCUGAGCUGAUCAUCAAGACACUGGAGCAAUAUUGUGAAUACAAGAAGCUUCCGAGCGGAUUUAUCCUCGCUCCCACGCAGAUUGGGCGACGGCUUGUUGUGUUUUGUGACGAGAUCAAUCUUCCUGCGCCUGAUACCUAUGGAACGCAGCGGACAAUAUCAUUUAUGCGUCAGCUCUUUGAGCAGAAUGGUUUUUGGAGAACGUCUGACAGAUCUUGGAUUUCACUCGAAAGGGUUCAGUUCGUGGGAGCUUGCAACCCCCCGACAGACGCUGGCCGGACUCCGCUGGGUUACCGAUUUUUGAAUCAUACAUCGUUGGUAAUGAUCGACUAUCCGGGUGAGGUUUCUCUCAACCAGAUAUACGGAACCUUCAUUGCUGCUGUCUUGAAGAGUAUGCCUCCUCUUCGUGGAUAUGGCACUACUUUGACAUCUGCUAUGGUGGAUCUGUACACAAAAGCUCAGAGUCGCUUCACUGCACGAGAGCAGAGCCACUAUGUUUACAGUCCUCGCGAACUCACCCGAUGGAUGAAAGGAAUACACGAAGCUGUCCAGCAACUGGAUGGCCUCAAUCUUGAGGGAUUAGUGCGCAUAUGGGCGCAUGAGGCAAUUCGAUUGUUUUGCGAUCGUCUUGUGACGGAACAAGAGCGGCUUUGGAUGGACGAUGCGAUAGCAGAGGUGGCGGAGACACACUUUUUGAAUAUCGACCGGCACGCUGCUCUAGGCGGGCCAAUUCUUUUCUCUAACUGGCUAUCCAACAAGUAUGAGCCCGUGUCCUUGAAUGAUCUGCGAGAGUAUACGAAUGCUCGAUUGCAGACAUUCUGCGAAGAGGAACUGGACGUUCCCUUGGUGCUUUAUGACGAUGCUCUUGAUCAUAUCCUUCGGAUUGACAGAGUUUUCAGACAGCCCCAAGGUCACUUGAUUUUGAUUGGAUUAAGUGGAAGUGGCAAGAAUACUCUGACUCGUUUUGUUGCGUGGAUGAACGGCCUCCGCGUUUUUCAAAUCAAUGCGCACAAAAAAUAUAAUGCCGAUGACUUUGACGAGGAUCUAAGGACGGUUCUGCGAAACAGUGGAUGUAAAGGACAGAAGAUUUGCUUCAUACUUGAUGAAUCUAAUGUCCUCCAAACUGCGUUCCUUGAGCGUAUGAAUACCCUUUUGGCCAACGCCGAGAUUCCUGGACUAUUUGAGGGUGACGAGUAUACGAAUCUGUUGUCUGCAUGCCGCGAAGGGUCAAGGCAGCAAGGCUUGAUGCUUAGCUCUCCUGAAGAGCUCUAUAGUUGGUUCCGCGGCCAGAUUAUUCGGAACCUGCAUGUCGUGUUCACCAUGAACCCACCCAAGGAAGGACUUUCUUCACAUACUGCGUCUUCCCCUGCGCUAUUCAACAGAUGUGUUUUGAAUUGGAUGGGUGACUGGUCUGAUUCAGCUCUCUAUCAAGUGUCGUCUGAGCUUGUACAGAAUCUAGAUAUUGAUCGACAGGACUACUCGGCACCGAACGAUCUGCAAGUUGCUUACCGCGGGCUUCCGAUGCCUCCCACUUACAAGCAGGCAAUUCUCAACGCUAUGAUUCAGUUCCACAUGACGGUCAAGUCUCAUAACGACAGGAUAUUUGUGCAGCAGCGUAAAGUCAACUAUGCUACGCCUCGUCAAUUCCUUGAGUUUGUUACUCAGUUUGGUCGAAUCAUUAACGAGAAGCGCGAAGAGGUCGAAGAGCAGCAGCGUCAUCUGAAUGUUGGUCUAGAGAAACUGCAGGAUACUGUUGAAAAAGUCCGACAUCUUCGGACCGGUCUGGCCGAGAAACGUGAGCAGCUUCAAAUUAAAAGCACACAGGCCAACGACAAGCUUCAGCAGAUGGUGUCUGAUCAGAAGGAAGCCGAGCUGAGGCAAGCCGAAUCUUUGAAAAUCCAGAUUGAGCUGGAAACCCAAGAGAAGGAAGUGGCGUCUCGCCAGGCUAUUGUACUCGAGGACCUUGCUCAAGCUGAACCGAUGGUUGUUGAGGCUCAGCAGAGUGUCAGCAAUAUCAAGAAACAGCAUUUGACUGAAGUGCGAUCAAUGGCCAACCCUCCCGAGGCAGUGAAGAUGGCGAUGGAGGCUGUUUGCAUUCUGCUUGGUCACAAAGUUGACAAUUGGCGAUCGGUUCAAUCAAUCAUUCGCCGGGACGACUUCAUUUCAAGUAUCAUAAACUACGAUACUGACCGUCAAAUGACUAAAUCUUUGCGCAACAAGAUUCAGGCUGAGUAUUUGAGUCGUCCGAAUUUCAACUUUGAGACGGUCAACCGUGCUAGUAAAGCUUGUGGACCGUUGACUGUAUGGCUUGAGGCGCAAGUGAAUUAUUCAUUCAUUCUGGAGAGAAUAGGACCUUUGCGUGAAGAAGUUGCUGAGCUUACAGUUAGCGCGGAGAAGACGAAGGAGCAACUUGCGGAGAUGGCUACUGUUGUCCAGGAGCUGGAGACGAGUAUUGAAAAAUACAAGGAAGAGUAUGCGGUGUUGAUCAGUGAAGUGCAGGAAAUCAAGAGUGAGAUGACAAAAGUUGAAAAUAAGGUGAAUCGAAGCAUAAAGCUGCUGAGCAGUCUGGCGUCUGAGAGAGAACGUUGGAGGAUGGAGAGUUUGUCGUUUGAGGAACAGACCAAAACACUUUCGGGCGACGCGCUGUUGGCGGCUGCGCUGAUUGUUUACGGCGGUUUCUUUGAUCAGAAAUACCGCCAGCAAAUGCAGCAAGAUUGGCAGUUGUUCCUGAGACAUUCAGAUAUUCUGUUGAAGGAUUUUAAUCCGGUUGUGGAUUAUAUGUGUCCAAUGACAAAAAAGAAUGACUGGCACAACAAUUCGCUACCCGGUGGUGAGCUAUACGAAGAGAAUGCAUUGAUGAUUGAGCGGUCGAGCAGAUAUCCGCUGAUAAUUGAUCCGACAGGCCGCGUCGUUGAUUUCCUUCGCAGCCAGAAUCCAGGAUUAGUUGUCGCAAGCUUCUUGGACGAUGCAUUUGUCAAACAACUGGAGAGUGCACUGAGGUUUGGAAAUGCUCUCCUCGUUAAUGACGCUGAGCAUUUUGAUCCGAUUUUGAACCAGGUGCUGAAGAAGGAGUAUCAGCGAGUGGGAGGUCGGAUCCUGAUCCAGCUAGGCCGGCAAGAGAUUGACUUUUCGCCAAAUUUCAAUCUGUUUUUGUGCUCGCGCGACUCAUCGGCAGUGUUUUCGCCAGACAUAUGCAGCCGAACAACGCUCGUCAACUUCACAGUCACGAGGAGCAAUCUGCAAGCGCAGUCUUUGAACGACUCGUUGAAGGUGCUGAGGCCGGAGGUCGAUCGCAGACAGAACAACUUGGUCAAACUUCGUCGCGACUUUAAAGUGCACUUGCGUCAGCUGGAGCAGAGUUUGCUGAAGGCGCUGAACGAGUCAAAGGGAAAUAUUCUGGAUGACGAUAAUGUUAUCAACACGCUGGAGAAUCUCAAGGUGCAGUCCGCAGACAUUGCUGAGAAGAUGACGGAGACCGAAGGAGUUAUGACGAAGAUCGCAGAGAUUGCCGAGCAGUAUCAACCGAUUGCAGCAGCAAGCAGUACGAUUUACGCUAUUCAAGAGCUGCUUCAGAAUCUCAACCAGUACUAUCAGUUCUCCUUGCAGUUCUUCCAGAACGGUUUUUACCACGUCCUCAGCGCUGUGGAAAACAUCAAGGAUGUGCCUGAUUUGGCAGCGACUUUGAAGCAGAUCGUUGUCGAUCUGUACAGGGAAUCUUUCAAGAGGACUUCCCAGGGACUGCUGCACAAAGAUACUUUGACGCUGGCGGUGUUUUUUGCCUACGCCAACGCAAACAGCUGUGAUAUUUCGUUUAUUGAAUCUCUGUUCAAUAAAGAAGAGCAGCUUGUCGACUUGGCAGCGGAAAGCUAUGAGAUACCGCAGCUACUGGAGCAUAUAAGCGGAUCUCGAGUAUUCGAGCAGUAUGCAAUCGCUGAUCAAGACUCUCUGAUGAGUUUCCUGAACAAGAGUCCUGCGGAUGAGGAAAAUGAUAUCGAUGAGGACCUUUGCAGAAUCCUGUUGAUGAAGCUCGUCAGAUCCGAAAAGUACACGCAGACAGCAGCCGCAUUCGUCUCGAGAUUCCUCGGCCCCGACUUUUUAUCUGCUACGGCUGAUAAUCUGUCUACGAUCGUGUCCCGAGAAGCGUCGAGUGAUACCCCAGUCAUUCUGUGCUCUCGUCCUGGGUAUGACGCCAGCCACAGAAUAGAUAGUCUGGUGCGCUCUAGCAGUAACAGAUGCGUCUCAAUUGCGAUGGGAUCAGAUGAAAGUAUAGCUUCAGCUGAGCGAGCGAUCGCCGAAGCAGCCCAACGAGGCUCGUGGGUUCUUCUCAAGAACGUACACCUUGCGCCAGAAUGGGUGAGCUUGCUUGAGAAGAGAAUCGGACUCCUUCGGCUUGAGUCUUCGUUCAGGUUGUUUCUGACGAUGGAGAUGACGACGAGCAAAGCCCCUGUAAGCUUGCUUCGCGCGUCCUACAUUAUCAUGUGUGAGCCUCCACCAGGUUUACGUGCGAGCAUGAAUGACACGUUUGGCGGUAUCCCUAAAACAGAACUUUUAAAGCCACCUGUUGAGCGUGUGCGGGUAUACUUCCUGCUGGCGUGGUUCCAUGGCGUUGUACAGGAGCGACUGCGAUACGGUAUUGUCGGAUGGAAGAAAGCUUACGAGUUCAGCGAUGCCGACUUUGAGUUUGCUCGAUUGGUGGUCGACAGAUGGGUCUCUGCCGCAGCAGGCGACGAGAGCCGAUCGAACGUCGCGCCAGAGAAGAUUCCGUGGACGACGAUCCUGCGGAUCUUAGUCGAUACCGUGUACGGCGGCAAAGUCGACGACGAAGAUGAUCUGUGCAGUCUUGAGAAACUUGCGAGCGAAGUAUUCACCGCGCAAGCAUUCGAGAUCGACUUUGAUAUCACAGCAGGUCGGGCGGCGACUGCGCUGCGGUUGCCGGAGGGAGGAGGAGUAGAUGGGUUUGUCAAGUGGGUGGAUGAGUUGCCGGAGAAUGAACCGCCGACAUGGCUGGGACUGGGGGAAGAUGUUGCUAGUGUAGUGUAGAUAUUAUGUGCGGAGUGAACCUAGGCGUUCUAACAACUUUUUUUUACUGUUUUCAUAUCGAUGAAUGGUGUGCAUGUCAUGAACAAAAUAUAGCUUCUAAUUUACAUAUCAAUCAAUUCCAAUCCCAUUAUAAAAUCCGGAAAACGGCUCUGGUUGUCGGCUUUAGAGCGCCCUUUAAGGUUCCCCUCUCCCAAGCUUCAGAGCAUCAA